Molecule: messenger RNA, 4261 nt
Organism: Aspergillus homomorphus CBS 101889
Lineage: Eukaryota; Fungi; Ascomycota; Eurotiomycetes; Eurotiales; Aspergillaceae
Product: putative GPI-anchored cell surface glycoprotein
Exons: 4
Coding region: 470-3826 (1118 amino acids)
Source: RefSeq, a predicted model, not a curated record
GAGAGAGACAGAGAGAGGGUGUCUGAGUCUCCGAGAGACCAGAGACACUUCUUUAGAGUCAGUUGCUUUGCUGAGAGGGGAAUUAAUUCAAUUAAUUGACUGUUAAUUUCUCCCUUUCCUAGCCUAGUGGCCCCCGUCUUAACCUUGAAGACUGAGUGGAAAUCGAAGAAGAGGAGACAGACCCGUUCUAAUGAUCGGAUCCCCGGCCUUCCCUAUCUAGAACGUUCACUUGUUGUUCCUCCUCCUCCUCCUCCUCCUCCUCCUCUUCCUCCUCCCACCACAUCCUCUCCGACGGUCGCUUCUUGUUAUUGUCAAAUUGUCGUUGUUUUUCCCCUCCCCCUCUCCUCUUUCCGCCUCCACCCACACCCACUUUCGCCUUACACUUUUCCUUUUCUAAAAUUACUUAUACAACACCGCACGCUGUGAUCCCUUCCGGACCAGGCCAUUGGUGUCCAAUGCGGCUCCCGUCAUGUCGCUCAAUGGGCUCGAUCAUCCCACCGUUAUCGAAGCCUACCAAACAGCCCUGACCGAGGCCGGCGGAUGGUUUCUGCUUCGGUAUGUAUCAAGGGAUGAGGUCGCUCUCCUCGAGCGAGGGACAGGCGGGGUUCCUGAUGUGCGCAAUGCAAUCGAGAGCUAUGAAGAGACGUCACCACUCUAUGGCUUCCUCCAGUACCGCCGGCGGAAGGUGGUACUCAGCUACUUGCCCGAAGGCAUGUCUCGGCUUCUUCAAGCGCGAACGACGGUCCAAUUCCAGUCCAUAUUAGACAAAUUCUCCCCACACGAUACCGUCUUCUCCGUGUCACAACCAUCGGAGCUCACUGAAAGUGCCCUGUCAUCCGCAUGCUUGCUACAUACGGCUUCCGGCUCGAUUACCUCCUCGUGCAGCUCCCUCCGCCGUCGCAAACUGAUGGAGAUAGCGGAGGAUGCAGAAGAACAGCCUGUAGACAAGGACACCCCUCCAGCAUUGCCUCCGAUGAGUGAGAUGCGACAAAGAGCCUACAGUCAGAUUUCCGAGGCCACGGUGGUUCCUCCUUCCACGGUAUCCAGUGUGCAACAGUCGCCCAUUGGUCCUGAGUCGAGUGUGACGACCCUGGAAAGCCUUCCAGGUAGAGAUCGGUCGCCGUCAGUAGCCACUUCGGAACGCGCUCCCUCCAUUAGAACCUUCCAGGAGGACGCUUCUCAGGCUGCUUCUGAAUCGCGCAAAUCCUCACAAUCGACUCGGCCAUCCAUCAAGGAGCUCGAACGUGCGGUGGGAUAUGUACCCAAAGUCAAGCUUGGUCCGCGGCCCUCAUUGGACGGAAGCGGGCGGCCUCGCACUGCAGGAAAUCUGUCGCGGACUGCUGACAAGCGGCCGGUAGCAUCGUUACCCGCUGGUGUUCGGUCGUCGGCCUUGCGAAAGGCCAACCCUAGCCCUUCGCGUCCGCGGUCUCAGGGGGGCAGCAGCACAUCCGCAUCCGUUAAAGUGCCUUCCGUACCACCGCUGCUGGUGCCUCCGUUGUCGGCGCCUGUAUCCAGACCCAAGCUUUCUCCGGGCGCCAAGUCUUUGAGUGCGUUGUCAUCGGGGGCGUCUCAUGAAAGGGAACGGUUGAUGAAAGCACUUCAGAUGCGAAAAACUCAAAUGGCGAAGAAAGCAAGAGAAGAAAAGAAAAUCGAAGCUACUGGAGGAAAAGGGGCAAUGAAACCGGAUCCGACCGAAAAUAAGGAGAAUACCAAUUACCAGCUCCCUGAAGAACCCAAGCAUCACUGGGACAAGGAUGAGCCGGUACCAGUGUCGGAACCCGGCAACAAGCCCCUAUCUGAAACUUCAGGAACCAUGCCUCCUGGAAAAUUACAAAAGGAGGCAGGGCGCCCUGCAGUCCCCAGUCUGACAAAACCCGAGCUGGCCAUGCAGGAGGCUGACACGGUGACCCCUGAUCCUCAAAAAGCGUCACAACCCGGAUCGGAGGCAUCGAGUGACGGCAGCCAGAUUGCGGCAACUACUGAAUCCUGCCAGCUGUCGGAAUCUGAAACACACGCUUUGGAAGAGGCCUUGGCCGCGUCCGACGACGGGGAGUCUACGGGUGGCCCCUGCACGUCUAGCGCCGUAUUCCACGUCCCACCAGAGAACGAUUCUGGAAAAGCUCCGAAGGAAGAAAUUGUUGGCCCCUCGCCACCCCAAACAGCAGACAACGAACCUCUUGUUCCUGGCGAACAAGAGGUACAAGAGGUCAAUUCGACAUCAUCGGAUUCAAUUCAGGCUCUUCAAUCCAAGUCAAUUCCCCGGCCCGAUUCUCCCUCUUUCAUUUCACGCCCAACUCCUUUCCCCGACUCGCCGUCGAUCCCCGUGCCUCAUUCUACCGCGCCGCAGCAUGACCUGACCCCUGAAUCCUCGAAUGUGGAGCGACAGCACAGUACUACUCGAAAGGAGAAACGCAAACCUUACCUUGAACCCAUUCAAGUACCUACUCCAGACUACUCUGAUGACGAGAACCUUCUCUCUGACGAUUCUUUCAUGGAAGAACUAAAAAGUGCCACCGUGGAAGAGGCCAAGCCGAUCUCGGUCGGCAUCUCCCCCCUCUCCCCCGGAUACUCGAACACAAGCAACGGCAACACCUCGCCUGACGCGUGGAGGAACUCCCGUGCCGUUUCCAAUCCCAGCGCUAUUGGACAUCAACCCCCCGAGAUGCAGGCCUUACCCAUGGGUCGGUCGGUGUCGACGUCGUACGCCGAUGCGGGGGACAGCAACAACCCCGUCCUGGUGGCCAAGAAGAUCAAUGUAUCGUCUGGCAUCUCAAAGCGCAUCAAGGCUUUGGAGAAGUUUUCCAACACCCGUGAAACCACCUCUACCGCUGGCCAGACCUUGGCCGCUCCUUCCUUCGAGACCCUACGGAAGGGUUAUUCGGACGCAUCGACCAUAUCGAGACCCGUUUCUUUCUACCCUGAAUCUUUCUCUCGCACAGCCAGCCUAAGGCGUCCUGUAUCUCAGGCUGGUCCUGGGCUCACGCGUAGCGCUAGCUCGGUCUCCGUGACCGCUCGCAUAGUUCGUGAGCGUCCCGCCACGGGAACGGAGGCGCCCUCCGAUCCCUCCGAGCCAGGCUCGCUCAACCUCUUGGCUAGUCCCCUGACUGUCGAGCAUAAUUCCAUUCCUGAUUUCCCUAUUCCACCGAGUCUUUCAAAAGAACCGGUGGUCACACCGCCGGAGGAGCCCGAUGUGCCCACGGCUUUAGAGAGUCCAGAACAGCAGUCUGCCGCUGCGUCGGACCCCCGUCCUGAGAGCAGAUCGUCUCAUACUUCUACCCUGAAGAACGAGGAAGCUAUUGAGGCAACCUCUCCGAUCGAUCUACCCUCGUCUCCUGAAGAGAAGAAGGCGUCCCGCACCUCCCGGCUUAUCCGCCGAAUGUCCUCGUUCACCUCCAACUCCCGCAAAAACGUCAUGGCUGCUCUAAGUCCAAUGGUGAAGGAGGAGAAAACUGCCUGUGAAGACAAGUCGGAAACUGCCGGCGAAGCGCCCCAGGCAAUUGACAUUGGCGAGGUCAACGUUCAAUUCCCUGAUACUCUACUAUGGAAGCGCCGCUUUGUUCGCAUCGAUGACAAGGGAUAUUUGGUCCUGACACCUGGCAAUCUUGACUCGAGCAACCGCAACAUGGUCAAGCGAUACCAUUUGACUGAGUUCCGGACACCUUGCUUGCCGGAUGAAGAUCGUCAGGAGCUUCCCAACAGUAUCCUCCUGGAUUUCAACGACGGCAACACACUUCAAUGUGCUUGCGAAUCGAGGAAUGGCCAGUCUUUUGUUCUUCAGACACUGGUUGAUGCUCACCGCACUUAUGGGCAAACGCUCGCUCAAUAGUUCCUUGUCAUCCUAUAGAACAUUUGCAUCCUCGCUCAUCGCCUAACCAUGCAUACUCCUGCGCCAUCUUUCUAUAUCUUGUUACCCGGUGUUUUCAGCGGUAUACCCCUCUAAAAUGGACUAUUUUGUUUACCAGCUGUUGUUCUGUACCUGUUUAAUCAUCUCGAUCUUCACCCUCUUUACUUCUCCUCCAGACUGGAUGUUAUGGACAAUGUGUAAUCCUAGUCGCUUUUGUGUGUACGGUCAAUAUUCUCGGACCGGUUGAAAUCUUUGUCAGUAAUGAUGUAACUGGGCCCCGUUGACUCGCAUGCCCUUGAUGGAAGACUUCGAGUAGGUCUGGGCGUUGGGACGGUUGCAUCGCUUGCAUAUGACAUGAAGUCUUUGUGACCGUCAAAAUAUUAUAUCUUCGGCUCUAUGUACGCUUAGCUUUUUCAC